This is a messenger RNA of Drosophila takahashii, 1957 nucleotides long. Its product is annotated as L-asparaginase 1. The record is from RefSeq and is a predicted model, not a curated record. Gene Ontology annotation, molecular function: protein binding; asparaginase activity. NCBI's taxonomy places the organism in Eukaryota, Metazoa, Arthropoda, Insecta, Diptera, Drosophilidae. Gene Ontology annotation, biological process: amino acid metabolic process.
AGUGUCUACACUUAGCCUUGGGAACUGAGCCUUAAAUUAGUUUCGGAAAACACAACACAAAAUUGAAGAUAGGACACAAUGCCAAAGUGCAGUUGCUUAAAAAAGGAGGCUCGCGUCCAUGUCAUCUACGUGGGAGGAACUAUCGGAAUGAUCCGCAAUGAGUCGGGAGUACUGCAAACCGUGCCGAAGAUGUUGGCCGAGCGGCUCCAGGAGUUUCCCAGCUGCCACGACAGGAGCUACAAGAAUGAUGAUGGGUGCUUUAUGGCCCUACCCGCAGUGGCCGAUGCUCCCUAUCGAGUACUCUACGACCUGGUCGAGUUCUGUCCCCUGAUGGACUCCAGUUGCAUGGGCAUCUGCGACUGGCAGCGCAUGGCUAACGAAGUGGGGAAAAACUACAAAUCCUAUGAUGGCUUUGUAAUCCUCCAUGGAACCGAUACCCUGGCCUAUUCCGCCUCGGCACUAUCCUUUAUGCUGGAGAACCUCAAUAAACCGGUGGUGCUCACUGGGGCCCAGAUACCGAUCUUCGAGGCCCGAAGCGAUGGUCGGGAGAACUUCUUGGGCGCACUCCUGAUUGCCGGUAACUACAACAUACCCGAGGUGCUCGUCUUCUUCGGCAACAAGAUCCUGCGUGGCUGUCGCUCCACCAAGAUCAACUCGGACUCCUUCCAUGCUCUGGAUUCACCAAAUCUGCCUCCUUUGGGCCGUGCGGGUGUGAACAUUGAGAUCAACAGCCGCCAAAUCUUCAGGCCUUGCAAUGUUAAUCCCUUCAAUCUCCACCCUGAGCUCGACAAGAACGUGGCUCUGCUGCGGAUUUACCCGGGAAUAAGUGCCAGUGUGGUGCAGGCCUUUCUCAAGGAUCCCAUUAAAGGCGUGGUCCUUCAGACCUUUGGGGACGGCAACUUCCCGGUGAAUCGCGAGGAUCUGCUCGACGAACUGAGGGAGGCGGUCCACCGAUGCGUUAUUAUCGUAAACAUUACCCAGUGCUCGGCGGGAAUGGUCACGAACUCCUACGAGACAAGCCGCGCGCUGCUCGAGGUGGGCGUGAUACCCGGCUACGACAUGACCCAGGAGGCUGCCUUUACCAAGCUGGCCUAUGUGCUGGCCAAACCCGAAUGGGAUGUGGCCAACAAGAAGAAGGUGCUGCAGCUGAGCCUGCGCGGCGAGCUGACCACCAACAAGGUGGCCAAGAUCAAUGACAUUGACCUGAUCGAGGGCGUGGCCCGCACUUUACACAUGUCCACGGCGCUGGAACGGCAGCAGAUGUGCUCCACCUUCUAUCCCGCUUUGGUGGCGGCCGCGGUCACCGAAGGUGAUGUCCACAAGUUGGGCGAUCUCAAGCAGUACGGCGCCAAUCUGUGCGACACCAACUGCGAUGGACGCUCCGCCCUGCACUUGGCCAGCUUCCUGGGCAAGCUGAACUGCGUCUGCUACCUCAUCGCGUCGGGUUGUCCGGUGAAUGUCCACGAUCGUUUCAAUCGCACGCCAUUGCACGAGGCCAUCGACACGGACAACCAUGAUAUUAUCAAGGCGCUGCUCAAAAACGGGGCCAAGCUAAACGAUCAGCCGCUGGUCCAGGCGGAGCUGCUGCGUGCCCUCACGGAGCGGGGUAAGAUCAAGCGAUUGGAGUCCUUCCGUUUGGCGGGGGCCAAUCUCACGCUGGCCGAUCGAACGGGACGGACGGCGCUGCACUACGCCUGCCAGCUGGGCAACCACGAGGUGGUGGAGUAUCUGCUGCCGCACUACAAGAAUCCGUAUCUCAAGGAUGAACUGGGCAUGUCACCCAUCGAUUACGCCAAGGCAGCCAAUCAUGACCACAUCCUGACACUGCUGCGGUUCCGGGAGAAAGAGUUGGCCCAAGAGGAUCCUUGCUCCUGUUCAAAUUAGAAAACAAUAUUAAACCCAUGCUCCGAAAUUCCAAAUUAAAAAGAUUACUCAACCGCUUUUGUCAAAUUUCAAA